GAAGAUGGCGGAGGCGGAGGCGGGGGAUUUCUGGUAGGUCCUAUUUCAGGGCAAGAUGCGGUACUGUUGAAACACCAGUCUGCUUUGAUUCACAGAUAGUUGUCUUUUCAGCUGGGAAGCCUUUUUUUUUUUUUUUUUUUGGCUGGCUGGCUUACCGAACUUAUGAAACCAUGGCAGAAGGAGAGACAGAAUCACCUGGGCCCAAAAAGCGUGGUCCCUAUAUCUCAUCUGUGACUAGCCGGAGUGUAAAUUUGAUAAUUCGAGGAGUAGUGCUGUUUUUUAUUGGAGUAUUUCUGGCAUUAGUGUUAAAUUUACUUCAGAUUCAGAGAAAUGUGACACUUUUUCCACCUGAUGUGAUUGCAAGCAUCUUUUCUUCCGCAUGGUGGGUACCACCGUGCUGUGGCACAGCUUCAGCUGUGAUUGGGUUAUUAUACCCCUGCAUUGACAGGCACCUAGGAGAACCACAUAAAUUUAAAAGAGAGUGGUCCAGUGUAAUGCGGUGCGUAGCCGUCUUUGUUGGUAUAAAUCAUGCCAGCGCUAAAGUGGACUUUGAUAACAACAUACAGUUGUCUCUCACCCUGGCUGCACUAUCCAUUGGACUGUGGUGGACUUUUGAUAGAUCUAGAACUGGUUUUGGUCUUGGAGUAGGAAUUGCUUUCUUGGCAACCCUGGUCACUCAACUGCUAGUCUAUAAUGGUGUUUAUCAAUAUACAUCUCCAGAUUUUCUCUAUGUUCGCUCUUGGUUACCAUGUAUAUUUUUUGCUGGAGGCAUAACAAUGGGAAACAUUGGUCGACAACUGGCAAUGUAUGAAUGUAAAGUUAUCGCAGAAAAAUCUCAUCAGGAAUGAAGAAGGCAAAAAUAUAUUUUUUGUACAGAAAAACAAGAUGAAAAGGGCAUGUAAAUGAUAAAUAUACCAAUGAAACUAUGGACUAUAAAAUUGCCAGGAUGCAGUUUUUACCUUGAUUGUUAUAUAUAUAGAUAUAUAUAUAUCUAUCUAGAUAUAUAUAUACACAUAUACACACACACAUUACUGCAAUCUGUGAUUGCUCCAUCUGUAAAUCAGCUACAAAUCUUUAUGUAUUUGAUUUAAAUAACUGUAAAAUAUAUGUGCACUACAUUAAAAGUGUUGAUUAAUAGAUGAAAAUUUUAAAUUAAUUUUUUAAACAUACCAUAUAUUGUAUCACAAUGUUAAUGUGCCAAAAUAUUUUGUUACUGUCAUGCAGAAUAUAGGAAUGCUUUGAACAACUUAUAAACUUACUGUAAUAAAAUAAGAGGAAAGCCAAAAAGAAGCAAAUGGAAAGCUGGUAUGUUCUCUUUCGCUUACUGUUGUGCCCGUUUAUUUUUCUAAUCACAGCAGUAUGAGCUAUGGGUGCCCUAGUGUGUAGUUACUUUCUCUAGGGUGGGCAAAAGUAGGUUUACAGUUGUUUGUAUGGAAAAUAAUACAAUAAUUAAUAAAUAAUAAUACAAGAGUAAA
Molossus molossus (Pallas's mastiff bat) is the source of this 1475-nucleotide messenger RNA. It is a transcript of the gene INSIG2, whose product is annotated as insulin induced gene 2. The coding region runs from base 171 to 848 and encodes 225 amino acids. Gene Ontology annotation, biological process: SREBP-SCAP complex retention in endoplasmic reticulum; cellular response to insulin stimulus; SREBP signaling pathway. The transcript has 6 exons. NCBI's taxonomy places the organism in Eukaryota, Metazoa, Chordata, Mammalia, Chiroptera, Molossidae. Gene Ontology annotation, cellular component: SREBP-SCAP-Insig complex; endoplasmic reticulum. The record is from RefSeq and is a predicted model, not a curated record.